Fulvia fulva is the source of this 996-nucleotide messenger RNA. RefSeq names its product Dehydrodolichyl diphosphate synthase complex subunit NUS1. Lineage: Eukaryota; Fungi; Ascomycota; Dothideomycetes; Mycosphaerellales; Mycosphaerellaceae. The transcript has 2 exons. Gene Ontology annotation, molecular function: ditrans,polycis-polyprenyl diphosphate synthase [(2E,6E)-farnesyl diphosphate specific] activity. The record is from RefSeq and is a predicted model, not a curated record. Bases 1 to 996 code for a protein of 331 amino acids. Gene Ontology annotation, cellular component: endoplasmic reticulum membrane; dehydrodolichyl diphosphate synthase complex.
AUGCCAGGCUUACGGCAAGCGCAGGCAUUCCGCGAAAAUGCACCCAUCAGCGAGCGCGAGAGAAUCCUCAAACCGUACCUCCCACGCGAAUCUAACAUGUCGAAACGGCCGUCCGCCUCCGCCAGCUGCAGCACCAACAGUGGCCCACGCUUCCACCACCGCCAGCGUGUGCGACCUGCCAUGCGACACAUUGUGCACAGCCUGCUGUUCAAUCUGAUCCACAUCGUCUUCAGUGUCUCCGUUAGGUGCAGGCAGAUCUACCAUGCCUUGCUGGAUCGCGCGUUCGCCGUGCUGUACUAUCACCAUCGGACGCCGGGGUUGAUCAAGCGGGAUGUCGCCGGACUGAGCAGGGUGCCGAAGCAUUUGAGCGUGAUACUGGAGGUGAAGGAUGGGAAGGACGGGCUGGAGGGCGUCAUGGGAGACGCGUGUGAGUUGGCGGCAUGGAGUGCGAGCGCUGGGGUUGGCCUUUUGAGCGUGUAUGAAAGGAGCGCUAUCCUGAAGUCCAGCCUACCACACCUACAUCGACGCAUCACGAGGACAUUGACGAGCUACUACGGCAACAACAACACCAGCAAACCCACCAUAUCCCUGCGCUCGCCAAACCAACCUUCCUAUAGCCCUCCGGACUCGCCAGAGCUCACAAACGACUCCCAAUCCCCGCACCAUCUUACUAUCCUCCUCCUCGACGCAACAGAUGGCCGUCAGACCCUUGUCGAUCUCACCAAGACCCUGGCCGAAAUGUCACAACACGGCAAGCUUUCGCCAUCCGACAUCAGCCAGGAGUUGAUCGACGCUGAGAUCACCGAAAGUGUAAUGGGCGAGCCAGAUAUGCUUAUCUGCUUUGGUGAGAGGGUCGUUUUGGAAGGAUAUCCUCCAUGGCAGAUUCGUCUGACUGAGAUCUUCUAUGCACAAGACAACGGAGGCGGUGUGGGCUAUCAGGUCUUUCUGAGGGCACUGUAUCGGUAUGCAAAGGCCGAGUUCAGGUUCGGGAGGUAG